Mauremys mutica (yellowpond turtle) is the source of this 3760-nucleotide messenger RNA. It is a transcript of the gene ADAMTS5, whose product is annotated as ADAM metallopeptidase with thrombospondin type 1 motif 5. Gene Ontology annotation, biological process: proteolysis; extracellular matrix organization. Gene Ontology annotation, cellular component: extracellular matrix. The record is from RefSeq and is a predicted model, not a curated record. Lineage: Eukaryota; Metazoa; Chordata; Testudines; Geoemydidae. The transcript is spliced from 8 exons. The coding region runs from base 594 to 3338 and encodes 914 amino acids. Gene Ontology annotation, molecular function: metalloendopeptidase activity.
UAUAAAUUCAUUGUUCCACCUCCUCUCAUCUUCACAUUUCUCUCCCUUCUCCUCUUGUUCACAUCGACAGACUGGGGAUAACAACCAGCAUUAGAAAGAGAGAAGUGGUUUUACAAAAUCCAGGGCAUUUUUUUUUACCAUCUCACCGGAGACGAUCGAGCCUUUUUUGGCUUAUGUUUCUUCUCCUCUCUUCAAACAAAAGGGGGCAAAGGAAGGCAAGGCACUAGCUUCUGAAAGUGCCGAUCUGUAUCGGACCCCCCUGCCUCUGUUGAGGAGGAGGAUGCAGUGACUACAAGAGAGAAGUGGAAGAAGAGUGGAAAGUGCUCAAACUUCUCCGCUCGCGGGUGUGAGCCUCACUUGUUUGCCGCCUGUUCAGCAGCUGUUUCAGGAUUGUGGUGUUCUCCUUCCAUGUGCUCCUGACUCUUCCCUGCAGAGAAACGCAAAGUUCACACGCGAGCUGCCUUUGUUGACAUUUUUUUUCUUCCUCCCACUCACACUUGCUUCAACCUUGGGAGGAUUUUUUUCCCCUCUGAAGCUCCUCUGUUGAUCUCCACCGGGUGAUUUUUUUUUGAGAGAGAGAGAGAGAGACAAAUAUGGUCCUGAAGUUUGUUUCCCUGCUGCUGGCUGCGGAGUUGCACUUUGCUGCUGCCAAGACCGGAGCUCCAACAGCAACAACAGCAGCAGCACCUGCUUAUGAUAAAACCCAGCCGCCUCCCGGAGCAGCAGCCGCAGCCGCAGCAGCAGCAUCCCCCCGCGCUGGCCGCCAGCAGCUGCCCCGGCCCAGCGGCCUGGUGGGGAACAUUGACCAGAUCUACUCCGGGGGCGGCAGGGUGGGCUACCUCCUCUACGCGGGGGGCAGCAGGUUCCUCUUGGAUCUGGAGCGGGACGAGCUGGUGGGCCCGCAGGCCCCCGGGCAGCAUGCCCGCGGCUGGGCUCACUGCUAUUACCGGGGCACGGUGGACGGCAGCCCCCAGUCCCUGGCCGUAUUUAACCUUUGCGGGGGGCUGGAUGGCUACUUCGCGGUCAAACACGCCCGCUACACGGUGAAGCCCUUGCUCCGGGCCAAGGGGGCGGCCCCGCGACGGGUCUAUGGGCCCGGCUCCGCCCUGAUCCCGCACCUCUUCCGCAAGGACCAUUUCAGCUUCGAGACGGUGCCUUCGCGCCCCAGCUGCGAGACGCGCGGCUCCGGCCCGGCCCCGCCGCUGGCAGGCGAAGGCGGGCGGCGGGGGGGCCAGGAGCGCCCCGCCCAGCCCCAGCUGGCCCCCAGGGCAGCGCUAGCCCCGGGGCCCUUUGCCCCGCCCGGCGCCGGGCGCAGGAGCAGGCGCUCCAUCUCCAGAGCCCGCCAGGUGGAGCUGCUGCUGGUGGCUGACGGCUCCAUGGCCAAGAAGUACGGCAAGGGCCUGCAGCACUACCUGCUGACCCUGGCCACCAUCGCCUCCCGGCUCUACGGGCACGCCAGCAUCGAGAACCCCAUCCGGCUGGCCGUGGUGAAGGUGGUGGUGCUGGGCGACAAGGAGAAGGGGCUGGAGGUCAACAAGAACGCAGCCACCACCCUGAAGAACUUCUGCAAGUGGCAGCACCAGCACAACCCGCUGGAGGACCAGCAUGAGGAGCACUACGAUGCCGCCAUCCUCUUCACCCGGGAGGAUUUAUGUGGGCAUCAUUCAUGUGAUACUCUGGGAAUGGCAGACGUUGGGACCAUAUGCUCUCCUGAGCGCAGCUGUGCAGUGAUUGAAGAUGACGGCCUCCAUGCAGCUUUUACAGUGGCUCACGAAAUUGGGCACCUGCUUGGGCUUUCCCAUGAUGACUCCAAAUUCUGUGAGGAGAACUUUGGCUCCAUGGAAGAUAAGCGCUUAAUGUCCUCCAUCCUGACUAGCAUUGAUGCUUCCAAACCCUGGUCAAAAUGCACUUCAGCAACCAUAACUGAAUUUUUGGAUGAUGGUCAUGGGAACUGUUUACUCGACCAACCACGAAAGCAGAUCUUGGGCCCUGAGGAGCUUCCAGGACAAACGUAUGAUGCCAUUCGUCAGUGCAAACUCGCAUUUGGACCUGAGUACACAGUGUGUCCUGGCAUGGAUGUAUGCUCUCGCCUGUGGUGUGCAGUUGUUCGCCAAGGUCAGAUGGUGUGUCUGACUAAGAAGCUACCUGCUGUGGAGGGGACACCAUGUGGGAAAGGAAGGAUCUGCCUCCAAGGAAAAUGUGUUGACAAAACUAAAAAGAAAUAUUAUUCGGCUUCAAACCACGGUAACUGGGGUUCCUGGGGUCCUUGGGGACAGUGCUCCCGUACAUGUGGUGGAGGGGUUCAGUUUGCCUAUCGUCACUGCAACAACCCAGCUCCUAGAAACAACGGGCGAUACUGCACUGGAAAGAGGGCCAUCUAUCGCUCCUGCAACGUCGCAUCCUGCCCAGCAAAUGCUAAAGCCUUUCGACAAGAACAAUGUGAAGCAAGAAAUGGCUAUCAGUCUGAUGCAAAGGGUGUCAAAACGUUUGUUGAAUGGGUCCCUAAGUAUGCUGGCGUGCUUCCUGGAGAUGUGUGCAAGCUCACCUGCCGAGCCAAAGGGACGGGUUACUAUGUCGUGUUUUCUCCAAAGGUGACUGACGGAACUGAAUGUAGGCCAUACAGUAAUUCAGUAUGUGUCCGGGGAAAGUGCAUUCGAACUGGUUGUGAUGGCAUCAUCGGUUCAAAGCUCCAAUAUGACAAGUGUGGGGUGUGUGGAGGAGACAAUUCCAGCUGCACGAAAGUCAUGGGAACCUUUAAUAAAAAGAGUAAGGGCUACACGGAUAUAGUGAAAAUACCCGUAGGGGCAACUCACAUCAAAGUCCGACAGUUCAAGUGUAAAGACCAGAACAGAUUCACAGCUUACCUGGCCCUGAAGAGGAAAAAUGGUGAGUAUUUUGUCAAUGGAAAAUACAUGAUCUCCACUUCAGAAACAAUCAUUGACCUCAAUGGAACUGUCAUGAACUAUAGUGGCUGGAGUCACAAGGAUGAUUUCUUGCAUGCAAUGGGACAUUCUGCCACAAAGGAGAUUCUUAUAGUACAGAUUCUUGCCACUGACCCAACUAAAGCAGUGGAUGUCCGUUACAGUUUCUUUGUGCCAAAGAAGCAAACGCAGAUGACUAACUAUGUCACGAGCAAUAGCAACAAUAAUAAAGUAAUACCACAGCUCACGCAGCCACAGUGGGUGACUGGACCCUGGCUUUCUUGUUCUCGAACGUGCGACACAGGAUGGCAUACCAGGACUGUGCAGUGCCGAGAUGGGCAUGGAAAACUAGCUAAAGGAUGUCUUCUCUCUCAGAGACCAUCGGCAUUUAAGCAGUGCUUACUAAAAAAAUGUUAACCUGUGGUUAUGAUCUUCUUAAAAAGAGGUCUAAGUAAGCCAUUGUUGACAUACUAGUAUUAGAUCUACCUAGGCAGACAAAGCCAAGGCUUCAAUAUACUUACAUACAGUCUCAAAUUAUGGGCAGAAUCUGCCUAUUUGGACCAAAUGAAGAUGUGCACUGCUCUAAGUGACAGUGAGGUGAUCUUAGUAUGUCGCAGAAACUAAACAUUAGAAUUGUUAUAAGCCCUCUGUGUCUGCAAAAAAGGAAGAGGAAAAAACAGUGAAUGGACAAUCAUGGGAUAUUUGAAGGUUACAGAAUCAUCUCCCCCUUUUCACCUACCUCUAAUACAGUAUGUCCUUAGACAACUUUGUCAUACUUACCCAUGAUACCACAGUAGCUUAUUUUAUACAGUUUAUAAAUAUCUUCCCUUUGGUAUGUC